This is a messenger RNA of Lingula anatina, 2821 nucleotides long. RefSeq lists its product as uncharacterized. Lineage: Eukaryota; Metazoa; Brachiopoda; Lingulata; Lingulida; Lingulidae. The record is from RefSeq and is a predicted model, not a curated record. Gene Ontology annotation, biological process: transmembrane transport. Gene Ontology annotation, molecular function: transmembrane transporter activity. Gene Ontology annotation, cellular component: membrane.
CAACGCGCAGUCGAGGCGGAUCUUCAUAUAGUAUACUCCUGUUGAGAAGAGAACAUGUGAGAUGUAAGAGCCAGUGAAUUGGUGUUAUACCUAACGCUGAAGCGGUAUUAAACGGGGAACAUGGCUACUGCUAAUCUUAACGAGAACUCCCCACUCAUCAACGUAGCAGGAGUUAUCGCCAGAGACAAUGAACAACGUCUCUCGUGUCGCACGCCGGCAGGCAAAGGAGUGCUAUGCGUUUUGCUGGUGGUUUUCUUUGAGAGAUUGGCGUAUUAUUCCAUUACGAUAAACUUGGUAUCUUUUAGUGACAAGCUCUUUAAAGACAUUGGCGUUCAGGGACUUACGGUUAAUCUAUUGUUUCAAGGUACAGCAUUCUUCUUGCCUCUGGUGGCAGGAAUAAUCGCAGACACCCUUCUAGGGAAAAAGAAGAUUUUGGCUAGCUUCUUUCCUAUUUAUAUAUUAGGCUCUCUCCUUUUUACCAUAUCUGGAGUCAGUGGCGUUGUGCAGGAAGCGAAAGUGAUACUUUUCGUAGCUGGUCUAAGCCUUUGUACAGUUGGAGCAGCAGGGGUUCGUGCUUGUCUCACUCCUUACGGAGCAGAUCAAAUUGAAACAAAAGACUCCCAAAGAUCUUUCUUUCAUUGGUCUUAUUUCGUGAUAAAUGUUAGUAGCCUUAUUGCGGUCACUGGUAUUAAUUACAUUGAGCUGGAAGAAGGCUACUGGUCCGGUUACGUUGUUGCCCCGUGUUCGCUUCUAUGCGCACUGGUAUUUUUCCACGUUGGCAAUCGUUGGUGCCGAGAGACGGAACAGCCAAGUUAUUUGCUCUUUGUCGCCGUGAAGCACCUGACAGGGCAAGCGAAACGCGGCAAUACACACCAGUUACCUGAAAGAAACAGAUUGGCCGUGGAUCCAAACGAUGCCAAAGCGUUCGCCAACGUCCUCGUGUGCAUUUCAACUCUAUUGGGUUUUAGUGUUGUUUAUUCUGCGUACCAAACUGUCUAUACUCUUCAAGGAGAACAUAUGAACGCAACAGUUAUCGGAGGAAAGGAAAUCACGUCGUCCUCCUUGUCGGCAUUUGACAACGCUAUUAUUUUACUUAUAAUACCCAUUGUGGACAGAGUUGUCUGGCCGUGCUUGAUGUCAAGGGGAAUACGGGUUUCUUAUCUUCAUAGAAUAGGUUUUGGCAUAUUGUGCGGUAUUUUGUCAGUGUUAGCAGCACUUCUGGUGGAACAUUACCGCCACACCGGACUAAGUAUCAUGGCCCAGGUGCCGCAGUACGUUCUUAUGGGUCUUGGAGAGAUACUUGCCUUCAUACCUUGCUAUGAAAUGGCAUACAUAGAGUCUCCAGCGUUUACCAAAUCCACGACAAUGGGGCUCGUCUGGACUACGAGCGGGAUAGGAUUUUACAUAUCUGCAUUUGUUAUAAAUUUAGUAGAAGAACGUCAAAAUUGGUUCCCGAUGAAUGACGAAGACCCAAAAUUAUCGUAUCCGUUCCUGAUUUUGGAAGGCGUGGUGGUCGUAUUCUUUAUUUUAUAUCUGAUCGUAGCUUGCACGCGGAAACCCAAAAAUGGCGAUAAUCGGGGAAAUGGAAGGCACGAAAUCGUGUGACAGUAGUGAUGGAUUUAGGGAGGUUUCAGGAGGGUCCAGACCCCUCUUCAAUUUUUGAAAAAAAUCACACCAAUAGUUCCCUCUUAAAUUUAGAAUUUUGAAUAAUAGCUGAAUCAUAGUUCUUAACCGUACCAAAUGACACCGUUUGCCUUCUAAAAUACCAAUUUUUUUCGGGACCCGAAACCCCAUGCCAAGGGAGGGGGAAGGUCGGCUUCGCUUGAUCGGCCUGUCAUCCCCCCUUCAAAUAAUCCUGGAUCCGCCCCUGGACAGAAUAAGUGCCACUGUACACGUGUAUUAAAAUGAUGAAUAAAACUGUAUCAUCGGUGGAUCUCGGUCGUAUAUCAGUAUUCAACUUCUGUUAUUGUGUUAGGGGUACAUUAGCUGUUCCUAAACAGUGCGAUGGAUGUGACAUAAUCCUCAACGUGAAUAUAUUUCAGCGUUUGUUAUAUUACGUAUGACAGUUAUGGUGGAAAGCAAAAAACUAUGGAGCAGCAUGAAAAAAAUGCCUAGAAUCUUGUUAUCGUUACCAAAUUACAUUUGAAUUUUUUUUCACCGAUUUUUACCUUUUUGCUUUUUUAAGAGAAGACUUUCGGACUCGUAAAGCUGAGACUUCUGGAUAUUACUAUGGAGGACAGAUCCACCUUUUUUUCUAUUCCAUUUCACCUAAGCCAUAAAUUUCUGCUUCUCGCACUGCACGCAAACCGUGCUGGUUUCGGUUAAGUGUGCUCAUGGGCAGAGUCAAUUUUUAAAGGGUGCGAAUAGUUAGACAGGAACAAUUGGAUAUUGAACACGUUUUUGAUAAGACAAAUUGCACCUUCACAUUUCCUUCGGGCCUUAAUUAUGCAAACAGAUUUUUCAGGAUCAGUAUUAGUUUUGAUUGGUCCUACCGAAUUUCGUAGCUAGAGGAGCUUGUGUUCAGGAUCUCCUUGAGCAAUUUUACAAUAGUUUUACAUAAGUCCCGUAAACGUGUUGAUAGCAUUGUUAGAGGCAUAUAUAUGUUUUCAUUUGAUCAUUGCAUGGUUUGUAAAAUAUUUUACUUAUUAUAUUUACAUGUACGUUAUUAUAUGAGGUGUAGAUACAGUGUUGGAAGCUUAGACAUUUUACCAAAUGUAAAAUAACAAUAAAUAGUCUUGUUUUAUCAUUUGAAGCACUUUUGCUAUUUCAAAUUGUAUUUGAUAUUAUAAUCUUUUAUUUAUUGAACAAUCGAAUAAAUGAC